Alligator mississippiensis (American alligator) is the source of this 2200-nucleotide messenger RNA. It is a transcript of the gene CCM2L, whose product is annotated as CCM2 like scaffold protein. The record is from RefSeq and is a predicted model, not a curated record. Lineage: Eukaryota; Metazoa; Chordata; Crocodylia; Alligatoridae. The transcript is spliced from 10 exons. Gene Ontology annotation, biological process: heart morphogenesis. Bases 57 to 1757 code for a protein of 566 amino acids.
UGAAGGCAGAGGGAAAUACUGCCUUUGCCGGGACGGGAGCGGCGCAGGAUCAGGACAUGGAGUAUGCAGAGGCCAAGAAGGGGAAGAGGGGGUUCGUGUCGCCCAUCAAGCGGCUGGUUUUCCCCAAAGCCGCUCGCCGGCAGGCGCUCCGGAGCAGCUUCUACCGCCGCCCGCUGCACUCGGUCCCCCUCUACCCCCCGGAUUACCUCAUCGACCCCCAAAUCCUCCUGCACGACUACGUGGAGAAGGAGGCGAAGUUUCUAGGCCACUUGACGUGGGUGACCUCCUCUCUGAACCCCUCCAGCCGGGAUGAGCUGCUGCAGCUGCUGGACACAGCCAGGCAGCUGAAGGAGCUGCCGCUGAAGACCACGCCGGAGCAGGACAGCAUCCUGAGCCUGUCCGCCCGCUGCCUGCUGCUCACCUGGAGAGACAACGAGGAGCUCAUCCUCCGCAUCCCCACCCACGAGAUCGCCGCUGCUUCUUACCUGCGGGACGAUGCCUUGCACCUCCUCGUGCUGAAAACAGGUCUGGGUGUGGACCCGGUGCCGGCCGGGGGCAGCCUGGACAUGUACCCGGGGGGCAUCCUGGAGAAGAAGUUCCCAGGAGGGGCAGCGGAGAAGCGGCCGGGGGGCGGCACCAUGGAGCGCCGGCACACCAUCUGCAGCCUGGACUGGAAGAUGGCACGGGGCGGGCAGGAGGGCAAGCAGGCCGGGGGCGGCAGCCUGGAGCGCAAGCCGGCCGGUGGCAGCUGGGAGAAGCAGCGUGGCGCCCGGCCCUUCGGGAGCUGGGAGCGCCGGCAGACCCACGGCGGGAGCUGGGAGCGCCGGCAGACCUACAGCGGGAGCUGGGAGCGGGGCAAGGCGGGGGGCAGCUGGGAGCGCCGGCACGCCGGGGCCAACCCCCUGGAGCCCCAGGAGACCAGCCCCGAGGCCUACUGCAACCUGGUCAUCCUGGCCGUGGCCAACCGGGACGCGGCGGAGGAGUCCUGUGCGCUCAUCUGCCAGGUCUUCCAGAUCAUCUACGGCGACCAGAGCAUCGAGUGCGUGGACCGGGCCGGCUACCACUACACGUCCACGCCCGAGCGCCCCUGGCUCUACAGCCGCAGCGAGAGCUGCCGCACCGACGGGACGUACGGCUACGACGCAGACUUCAGCUGCUGCAGCUCCUUCAACGGCUCCCACGAGACCUUUGAAGCCUACUACAGCGGGACGUCCUCACCCUCCUUCCGGCAGUCGCAUCACAGCCUGGCCACGGCCUGCAGCGGGAGCGACCAGAGCAGCGUGGGGCUGGAGCAGCUGCAGGACUACAUGAUCACGCUGCGGAACAAGCUGUCUCCCCCGGAGAUCCAGCAGUUCGCCCUGCUGCUGCGGGAGUAUCGCCUGGGCAUGGCCGUGCAGGACUACUGCGCCGACCUCCUGCGGCUCUACGGGGACAAGCGCAAGUUCCUGCUCCUGGGCAUGCGGCCCUUCAUCCCCGACCAGGACAUCGGCUACUUCGAGGGCUUCCUGGAGAGCAUCGGCAUCCGGGACGGGGGCAUCCUGACCGACAGCUUCGGGCGCAUCAAGCGCAGCAUGAGCAACACGUCGGCCUCGGCCGUGCGCAGCUACGACAGCUGGUCCCUGCGCUCCGAGGCCGAGUCCUUCAACCGCCGCAUCACGGACAUCACGCACGACAUCGAGGCCCUGGCACGCGACCAGGGAGAUGGCGAGGAUGAGGAUGAGGAUGAGGAUGAGGACGAGGAGGACAACUACCUAUGAGGGGGGACCCUGCCCCUGCCUGCUUAUAGGAGGCUGAGCCCCCGGGCAUCCCAGGUGGCACCGGCUCGCGCUCCCCUUCUGCCUGGGGCUGCCCAGGCCUUUAACCUUGCAGCUCCUGUGAUGCUGCCUGCUCUCUCCCUUGCACCGUCGGCCAUGAAGGACAAGGACAGGGAGCCGUAGCCCUUCCCUGGUGUGGCGGGAGCCCGUGAGGAUCCCUGCACGCUCCAGGUUGGGAGGAAGGGGCCAGCUGGAGUUGCUGCUUCUGUUCCAGCGGCCGUGGGGGGAGGUUGCAGGAGAGGGCAGCUGCUCUGUGCAGGCAGGCGGCUUUUGUUAGCGCUAAUUGGAUUCCCUCACACCCCCCUUGAGGGGAGCCCGGAGCCCCUGGGGUGGCACUGACAUGUGUGAUCAUUGAUGCUGCGUGCAAUUAAAGUCCGGGGCUGGCA